GUAGUUUUCGCCGCGCUAUUAUGUCUCUUGGGCCUCUUCAGUUUUUUCACACGCGUUAAUCUAUUCCCACUUCCAAGAGUCUUCAGAUCUCAGAUAUAUUUCUCUCUCAAGUCUCUCUCUCCCUGAGUUCAAGCCUUUAGAUCCAUAAACACACAGCUGGUGCCGCAGUUCAUCCCAAUCACUGACAAAUCGAUCCGUGACGUUUCCUGCUUCAAGUUUGUACCGGCCGAUAUCCAUUAAUCUGCCGAAUCCGAUAUACUCUCCGGUAUGGCCACCCAGAUCAACGACGGAGCUUCCUCUUCUUCUUUCUCUCCCCAAUUCACCUAUGAUGUUUUCUUAAGUUUCAGAGGUGAAGACACCCGCUAUAAUUUUACAAGUCAUUUAUAUCAAGCUUUAUGUGAUAAGGGUUUUAACACCUUUAUUGACAAUGAACUUCCAAGAGGAGAAGAAAUUUCAAUGGAACUUCUUAAAACUAUUGAAUUGUCAAAGAGUUCGGUUGUUUUGUUCUCUGAAAAUUAUGCAUCUUCUAGUUGGUGCUUAGAUGAACUUGUAAAGAUUCUUGAGUGGAGGAAUAACGGACUAUUCGUUCUACCUGUAUUUUACAAAGUGGAUCCGUCAGAAAUUCGUAAACAAAAGGGAAAGUUUGGAGCAGCGCUAACUCAACAUGAAGAAAAUUUGAAGGAUAAUGUGGAGAAGGUUUAGAGGUGGAGGACUGCUUUGAUUAAAGCAACUGGCUUGUCUGGGUUGCAUUACAAGGAGGGUUGUAAUGAAUCUGAAACUCAAUUUAUCCAAAGAAUUAUUAAAGAGAUAUCAGUUACUAAAUUGAAUCGCACUCAGUUAUUUGUUACUGAACACCCAGUUGGAAUAGAAUCUCGUGCGGAUGCUAUACAAUCUCUUUUAGAUUUGAAGUCAAAUGAUGUUCGCAUGGUAGGGAUUUAUGGUCUUGGAGGAGUAGGUAAGACUACAAUUGCAAAGGCUAUUUAUAACAGAAUCGCUAAUUGUUUUGAAUUGAGUUACUUUCUAGAGGAUGUCAAAGAAAAGUCGAGUACAAAUGAUGACAUGAUCAAACUACAAGAGACGCUUCUUUCUAAGAUCUCACGGGGCAUGUAUAUAAAGGUAGACAGUGUACCCGAAGGAAUUAUCAUGAUAAAGGAAAGACUUUGUCUUACAAGAUUUCUUUUAAUUCUUGACAAUGUGGCUGAAUCAGAAGUGAUGGUAAAUUUACUUGGAGAAUGUAAUUGGUUUGCUCUAGGAAGCAGAGUCAUUAUAACAACAAGAGACAAACACGUGCUAAACAUUCUUGGAAAAGAUCUUCCAAUUUAUGAGCUUAAGGAAUUAAAUCAAUCUGAAUCUCAUGAACUCUUCAACCCGCAUGCCUUCCCAAAAAUUGAACCUAAGAAAGAUUAUUUAGAAGUUGCAGAGCAAAUCAUACAUUAUGCCAAUGGCCUUCCAUUAGCUCUUAAAAUAAUAGGUUCUGAUUUGUGUGGAAAAAGUAUAUGUGAUUGGAAAAGUGCGUUCGAAAAGCAUAAAAACAUUCCUCACAAAAAAAUUGUGGAAAAGCUCAAAAUAAGUUAUGAUGGACUUGAAAAGACCGAAAAGGAUAUUUUUUUGGAUAUUGCAUGUUUCUUUAAGGGAUUCAAUAGGAGUUGUGUAGAGAAUAUAUUAGAUGCUUGCAAAUCAUAUCUAGGUUAUGGAAUUGGAAAACUUAUUGAUAAGUGUCUCAUAACUGUUGGUCAAUUUGGCGAGUUGUGGAUGCAUGACUUGCUUCAACAAAUGGGGAGAGAAAUUGUUCAACAAGAAUCAGAAGAGCUAGGAGAACGUAGUAGGAUAUGGUGUUUUGAGGAUGCUGAAGAAAUACUAACUACAAAUAUGGGAUCAAGUAAAAUUCGAGGCAUUAUGUGCUACUCACCUCAACCAAUCAUGAUGCCAAUAGGAGCUAAAGCUUUUGAAAAGAUGAAAAAUCUCAAAUUUCUUAUAGUUCGUAACGUACGCAUUUGUGAAGAACUUGAAUAUCUCCCCAAUGGGUUAACAUUGCUUCAAUGGCCUGAAUUUUCAUUUUCCUUGCCAUCUAACUAUUAUCCUCGACAACUUGUUGAACUUGAGAUGCCACGUAGUCUUAUUAGAUUGGAGACAACAUUCAAAUUGGAAAUCCAGCUAAAAUAUUUAAAACGUAUCACUCUCUCCGAGUGUGAGUCCAUUACAGAAUUACCUGAGUUUCGUACCCCAAGCCUAGAAAUAUUGGAUCAUAGUUAUUGUCAAAAUUUAGCUAAGGUUCAUGAGUCACUUGGAUUUCUUGAUAAGCUUCAAAUAUGGGAUCUCUGUGGUUGUAGAAAACUUCAAAUUCUUCCGAAGUCUCUCAAGUUGAAAUCUUUAAAAUAUCUCUAUCUCAGGGAGUGUGAGUCCAUUACAGAAUUACCUAAGUUCUGUACCCCGAGCCUAGAAAAUUUGGAUCAUAGUUAUUGUCAAAAUUUAGCUAAGGUUCAUGAGUCACUUGGAUUUCUUGAUAAGCUUCAAAUAUGGGAUCUCCGUGGUUGUAGAAAACUUCAAAUUCUUCCAAAGUCUCUCAAGUUGAUAUCUUUAAAAUAUCUCUAUCUCAGGGAGUGUGAGUCCAUUACAGAAUUACCUGAGUUUUGUACCCCGAGCCUAGAAAAUUUGGAUCAUAGUUAUUGUCAAAAUUUAGCUAAGGUUCAUGAGUCACUUGGAUUUCUUGAUAAGCUUCAGAUAUGGAAUCUCCGUGGUUGUAGAAAACUUCAAAUUCUUCCAAAGUCUCUCAAGUUGAUAUCUUUAAAAUAUCUCUAUCUCAGGAAGUGUGAGUCCGUUAUAGAAUUACCUGAGUUCUGUACCCCAAGCCUAGAAAUAAUGGAUCUUUGGUUUUGUGAAAAUUUAGUUAAGGUUCAUGAGUCGGUUGGAAUUCUUGAUAAGCUUCGGGAAUGGGAACUCUGCCAUUGUAAAAAACUUCAAAUUCUUCCAAACAUCCUCAGGUUGAAAUCUCUUACGAAGUUUGAUCUUAGAAAUUGCUUUAGGCUUGAGAAGUUUCCUAAUAUUCAUCUAGAAAUGAAAUGUUUAAGGAGUUUAAAUUUAGGGGGGAGUGGUAUUCGAGAGUUGCCUUCAUCAAUCGAGUAUCUCACUGGGCUCCAACUCUUAGACUUACGUUGUUGCAAAAACCUUAGGUAUCUUCCGGAUGACAUCUAUAAAUUACAACUUAUUGAUGAACUAUAUAUUCCAACUGCCAAAUUGAGACAGACAUACAAUUAUUUGGAUGGCUUUUCCAGAGGUGGGUUUUUGAAGUUGACAUCGUUGGAUUUCAGGGGCAAUAAUAAUAUAAUUGAAUUAGAUUUUUUUAUGAAACCCGAGUACUUCCCCGUAUUGUAUUCUUUAGAUCUAUCUGAAACUAAUAUUGUUAGCAUCCCUGAAAGCCUAAGCAGAUUUGUGAAUUUAGCGGUCCUUGAGAUACGAAAUUGCAAGCAGCUUCAAGAAAUUCCAAGGCUUCCCCAAUCUAUACUAGAUGUGGAUUUAGGAAAUUGUUGUUCGUUGAAUGCACAAUCAUUAAGCAGAUUAUUGAAUCAGAUUGGAGAAUUUUUCGAGAUUUUACCAAAUAAAGCUUGCAAGGGAACAAGAAGUAGGAUAUUAUGGGAUGAGAUUCAUUUCCAUCACUUGCUUUUUAUAAUUAGACCACCAGGAACUGAGAUUCCAAAGCAGUUGAAGUUAAACCAUGAAAGUGAUGGAAAUGUCAUAUCAUUUUGGGUUGGUUGCAAAUUUCCAAAUAAUUUUUUUGUCUGUUUUGCUCUUGGACCGCUGAAAUAUCCAUGGAAAUCAAUCUUUAGUGUUUGCCUUUCCAUCAAUCGUUGUAGCCCAGAGCACCUCUUUUCAACUGAUGCAGAUGAAUUAUCCGACCAUCUGUGGAUAGUUUCUUUAUCUAAUAAGAGAUUGCAGGACCAAUUGAAUAAGUCAAGCCCAUCUGAACGAAAUUACGUUGAGGUAAUAUGUGAAAUGAAGCGUUUGGAUACGACGACUGGUUGGCCUCAAUAUGUUGUGGUGGAUUGGAUUAAAAACCAUCCAAGAGGGUGGGGGGUCGAUGUAAAGUGCAUCUGUCACUAUUGUAGACAUCAAUGCAAAGAAGAAACCAUCGACCAACCUAUGCCAGACGUCCCCAAAAACACUACCUGUCCCACUUCAAAAAUGGAAGAGAUAGAUCCCACUCCCAGGGCUGUCAACAAUGGAGCAGAAGAUUCAGAGCUUUCAACCCACGCUUACAUCAAUGAUGGUUUCAACUCCAUGUUAUAUCCACCAUCAAAGAAGGCAAGAAAAUCUUGAUCAAACUUAGAUGCCAAGUAAUGAUGACAGAGCCACGACUUCAGCAUUCUUGGGUUGAUUUCUGUAGCUGUUGAUUAAAGCAAUUCCUCAUACAUAAGAGUUCUAUGCCCAAAAAUGAUCAUUCUGUUCCCUAGGAUCCUCUAUUCUGGUAUUUUGAUGACUUCAUACUUUAUGGAACUGGUACAGAUGUAAGUAUUUUCUUUGGUAGGUGAUGUUUUUUUUUUGUACAUAUUAGAAUGAAUCACAAUAUCUGCAACUGUGAACUAGUCUUCUAUCACUUUGAAGACUAUAGCUCUGUAACCAUUUCAUGUCUCACCUACUUGCAAAUCCUUUGUGAAUAAAUUUAGGAUUACCUCCGAUUAAUUUUAUUGUAGUAAUUUUCUACGGUUCUUUGGCAUUCUCUUACUUAUUUCACUUUGAAUUACUGAUAUAUACAAAUUCAAUUUUCAAUACACACACACACACAAAAAGGAUCACCUUGAGAACGUAUUAUUAGAAUGCCUUGUAGAGAAAAGUAAACGUUGUUAAUGAGCAAAUAGUUAUGCUUGUAUAUCCUGUACAAACAAUAUACAUGAAUAAUACUUUCUUAUAAAUAAAAAUACUGUGGAGAAGAGGUCACUUAUUACCAAUGAGUUAUAGCUCAUUUGGUACUUCCUCCUCCAAUAAUAAUGGAAUGGAGGUGAGGCCAUGGUUUCAAUAGGAGAAAAAGAUGAACUUGAACAACAGCUCCAAGAGAAACAACUUCAUUAGGAUUUACAGUCACAUUGGGCUCUUUUCUAGUCAUCUUCCUCACCAGUUCCUGAAUAGCUGGGAUCCAAGUUGAACACCAACAAGGAUUACUUCAUCUAUAUCUUUGAAGGAAAGCGCUUUGUAUCACUCAAUGCAAUUUCAACUUGUCCUCGAGAAAGACAAGCAAGCUCUACGUCUCACUGAGAGUGCUGAGAAAGUGAAAAUAGAGCUGUUGUCUUUGACUCAGACCAAUAUUAGUUUACCUUUCAUUACCCCCACUACAAAUGGCCCAAAACACAUUGACACCACUCUGACAAGGGUCAAGUUUGAAGAAUUGUGUUGAAAUUUAUUGGAGAGGUAAGCUAAGCAGCAGCACGUCCAUUAAUAAUUUGCAAAACAUCUAACCCUGCAAUGCGGCCUACAUCUUUGGUCGCCUUCCUUCACAAACCAUUGAAGUACGCAGGCAUGUGAUCACUGUUUUACUCACCUCAUCAUUCAAAAACUUGGAUGCAUCCUCCACAAGCUUCCUCAAGACUGGUGCAGAUAUCUCCUUUGCUGCAAACUGCUUGACUAUGGUUGGACACUCAAGCUUCACAUUACCAUUCUCGUCAAACACAACCUUAGAGAGAGAGAGACUUCACAGAGACUGAGUGAGAAAAGAGGUUUAAAAGGCUGUUUUCCUUUUUUUACAAGGUACUCGACUUUAGAGAUGUGUUACCAGUACCCAAGUCCAAACUCCUUCGACUGUAGGCUUUUGGUUUCUCUGCUUUUAGGGCCAAGGCUUCUCCUUCAUCCAGGACAAGGCCAGGGCUUCUGAUAGUGCAGUGAGGUAAUUGCUUUAAAAAAUUAUGCAAUGUGCAAGCAAUGCAUAUCUUGACAUCUAAGAAAGGUAUAAUUUGAUUUGCUGUUGGAAUUUGUCAUUAAAUUUUUGCAUCGUGAGUCAUCUCUGAUUAUGCGUUUAACAGCCACUAUUUUAAUAAUGUAAUGGACUAAAUUGUUAGCUUAAUUGGCCAGAGACACACACAUAGGUACUUGUUAAUGUUAUUACUUACAAGUGUUAGAACACACAAACAGAAACAGAUUAAUUUUAUUGUUUUAUUUUCCUAUGAUCAUCCCAUGUUAGUGCAUGUCAGCUGUGUCAUAUCCGUGGCCCUUGUUCUAGUUCAUGCUGCAUAAAUUCAAAGUUGAAAAAUAAGUUCGGAGAUAUUAGAUUAAAAAAAAAGAUAUUGUGGUUUUUGUGUUUUGAUAAAGUUGGUUUAAUUCUAUUGUUUUCUGCAUUAUAAUUUUAUGAUUCUGUCUAUGUUAUUUUUAUGUGCGAAAUUUAUCAUAAAAUUUCAAAAAUGCUGAGUGCACCAACACUUAAAUAUAUUAAUGCAUAUUUUCAUGUUCUUGAAUAUGAUUGGCACACGGUGCAUAACAAACUUAAGACUGGAAAAGGCAUGUAUAAGGUAUGGCCUUCAUUUAAAAAUAGGUUCUUUUUUCUCUAGCAAAAAGGAAUUAUGUUAGAUUUGAAUGUCUAAUUUCUAAGAAAAAGUUGAAUAUGCAUGAUUCUUUUAAAGAAAUAAAGCUGUGUGUUGUCAAAUAUUGCAGUGUUUGCUCGUGUGUUGAGAGUGACUAGUUUUUGAUGUGUAUGUAAUCAUAUUUUUUUCUGAAACAGAUUAUCCAGCACCAUCGUUUUCUCCGUGAUAGGUGUCUCGGUGAACAUUUGCUUUUUUAGCCUGUGUGAAGCAUGAGUCUCAAAAAACUUGCAGCCAUCGGGCUCCCUCUUUGGUACACAUUCCCUGAAGAGCACA
Quercus lobata is the source of this 6836-nucleotide messenger RNA. RefSeq names its product TMV resistance protein N-like. The coding region runs from base 925 to 4314 and encodes 1129 amino acids. The transcript is spliced from 12 exons. The record is from RefSeq and is a predicted model, not a curated record. Gene Ontology annotation, biological process: defense response. Gene Ontology annotation, molecular function: ADP binding. NCBI's taxonomy places the organism in Eukaryota, Viridiplantae, Streptophyta, Magnoliopsida, Fagales, Fagaceae.